CCGUGACUAACGACGUGAUUCUGCCGCUUUAAAACGCCGAUCUGUGCGCAAACUUUCGGCGUUCAGAUGCUGGUCCUCCUACCCCCCAGUGCUGAUCUAGUCCCUCCCACCCCGCGUCAUGGGGCUCGGAUCUGCUCCCUCUCAGUCCAGCAUCGUCACACUUGGACUGGACGUUUGCGACGUGUGGAGCUGUAUCUAGUGAAAAAGCGAAAGCAAGUUACAAUUUCACAUCAAUUUGUCGCCUAAGGGAAACGCAUGCGACUCUAUGCGGAUUGCAGCAACCGCAGCCUUGCAGAAAAUUAGACAUCUUAAUACUGCUUAAUACUGACAAAGAGUCAAACACCUGGAAAUCUGGGAUCGCCGCAUCUCACGAAGUGUUGGCUUUGGCCGUACGGGCCGUGCAGCCGGGCACACUUUGGUCUGUAUGGAGAAGUAACUCUGUCUCGGGAACUUGCUCUGGAGCCAUCGAGCGCCCACCGCCCCCUCAUCCGAAAGCCAGGACGGGGCUGGAGCAUCGCGCAGCUGUCCGGAGUUCGCGGAUAUUUUGUGUUGGAAUGAACAGUGCUGGGAUACGGGCGGCUUUUAGAACUUAAGUGAUGCUUUAUAAUGUCAGAUUUGCCCCACGAUCGGCGCCUCUAAUGUGAUCCGGACUCGGCACGUCAUCUGAAUUCAGUGAGCGUUUGCCGUCCACCUCCAGAGUCUUUGCAUUGCAGUAGAAAUCUUCCAGAGAUCUUUCUAGGGCUUGCGAUCUUUACACACAUUCCAACUUACUCGUUUUAUGGAGUGACAAUCGCCGAGAUUCUGCAGUCUUUGAUAAAUUGCGGGGCUGGAUAUUAACCGUGCAGAAGGCAGCUGUCAAAGCGCCGUUCUUCGAAUAAGCGGCUCCGCUGAUGAUCUCAGGGUUUUUUUUUACAUCCCAACACGCCUGGAAGCUGAAUCCGCAUGUCUGACUGGUACCAGCUCGGCUGAACACGUCCGGCUGUCCGCGAUCGGGGGUCCAAGGAGGGAGCGGAUAAUUGGGGAAGGUUUAGCGUUAUCUCUGCAUGGCCAUGGCGAUCUUCACCAGUUUUUGGAUAUUGUUGCUGGCCGCUAACCUAUCGGGUGGUCGUGCUCAGACUGUCCAGAUGGAUUCCACCAAGUCGGGCUUCGUGGGUGCUCAGGUGGAGCUGCGCUGCCUCUUCGUCAACAGCAACCCACCUGUGAAGAUCUCCCAGGUGACCUGGCAGAAGUUCCUCAAUGGCACCAAGCAGAACGUGGCCAUUGCCAAUCCCACUAUGGGCGUGUCCGUGCUGCCACCCUUUAAGGAGCGGGUGGCCUUUAAGCAGCCGGCAGUCCGCCACCGGACACCCUCGCUGGAGGACACCACGAUCACCUUCUCGAACCUGCGCCUCUCAGACGAGGCAGCCUACAUCUGCGAGUACACAACCUUCCCGGCUGGUAAUCGAGAGAACAUGGUCAACCUCACGGUUUUUGCUCAGCCGGUGACCCGCCUCACCCUAACCGCGCCCAUCAUAGUGGCCCGUCCGCAGAAGCACAGGAUGACAGUGGCCACCUGCGUGUCAGCCAAUGGGAAGCCUCCAAGUGUGAUCACCUGGGAGACGCGGCUGAAGGGAGAGGCCACCUUUCAGGAGACGCACAACGCCAAUGGAACCGUCACGGUGCACAGCAGCUACACGGUGGUGCCCACAAGGGAGGCGCACAAGCAGAAGCUGACCUGCACGGUCACCUAUCGCAAGGAGAAGAUCACGGAGAGCGUGGUCCUCAACGUGCAGUAUGAGCCUGAGGUGUUCAUUGAGGGCUUUGACGGGAACUGGUACCUGAACAGACAGAACGUGCAGCUGACGUGCAUGGCAGAUGCUAACCCCCCAGUCACCGUCUACCAGUGGAGGCUCCUGAACGGCUCCCUGCCCAACGUGGAGAUCCGCAACAAUUCGCUGUUCUUCAAGGGCCCCGUCACCUACGAUCUGGCCGGCACCUACGUGUGUGAUGCCACCAACAGCGUGGGGACACGCUCUGGCCAGGUGGAGGUGAACGUGACAGAAUACCCUAACAACCCGCCGCCUGGGGGGCGUGACAAUCCACAAGAGCAGCAGAAUCCUGGCGCCGCCAUUGGUGGAGCAGUGGGGGGAGUGGCCCUGCUGGGCGUGGCCGCUGGCCUCCUGUUCAUCUUCCUGCGGCGCCGACAGCACACCUUCAAGGGCGACUACAGCACGAAGAAGCACGCAUUUGGGAAUGGCUACAGCAAGGCCGGCGCUGGUGGGGCCCCGCCUCACCCGGCGCUGCCCAAAAGUCCACAGUACCCUGACGACUCAGACGACGAGAAAAAGCCGCCCCAGAUCAGCGGGCCUGCCACCUUUGAGGGGGGCGAACGCGACUCUGAGGACACCAAGCGGCCCUAUUUCACGGUGGAGGAGGCGGAGCGGCGAGAGUACGAUGGGCGGACUCUCUCCUUCCAGUACGAGCCCGACGCCGAGAUCGCCGAUGACAUGGUGUCCCAGACCGACGGCUCGGUCAUCUCCAAGAAGGAGUGGUACGUGUAGGGGCCCCUCCCUUGCUGACCACGCCCCCAACUGCCCCCACCCCGGCACACAUCCAUACGUACCCAUAAAAAGAAUACGGAAUAAUCCGGAAUGCGCCUUCUCAGCCGUUUCCAGACGUCAGUGUGAUUCACAUUGUGGUAUUUUAACAAUGCUAUUAAACCAGUCAUUAAAAGGUUCAUUCGUGGCCAGUGGCCGGUGACUUCACUCUGCCAGGAAGCCUAGCUGCUUGAUAAUAAUAAUUGUGCAUAAUUUCUUUUAUCAUGUUAUUCUAAAUGUAUCAAUUGUGUAUGAAAAAGGGCAUUGCUGCACCUGUGGGCUGACUUCUACACUGGAUGUAUGAUAUUUCCUCUUACUCCUGCAUUUGCUCGCCGGCGUUUCUCUUUCGUUUUAGCGAAGCCAUUGCUAACACCAAGGAGAAGCGAUCCUUGAUGGGUCACCUGCAGUUAACCAAUCGAAUCAACCAAUCAAAGGAGCCUUUGCUGGACCUAUGGACCAAUCAGAAUGCGGCGCUAAGCCAUAUGCCUGACCCUCUCUGCCAGCAGCAGUUGCUCAAUCCAGUCUUGGAAAGCAGGACUGGUAGAUAAGUGUGCAAUGCGUCAAGCCUCUGGCAGGAAGGUUCCAGCUAAUGGACUAGUAUCACCUUCACUGGCACGUACCAACACCUCACCAAGCUUCUAGUGUCUUGAUGCUGCACGUCAUUUUCACGCCCCGACUGCCAAACAUGGCGGAGUGGAUUUCCUGGCAUCCAAAAGUUGGCUUUCAUAAGGGUGGGGAAAUCUAUUUGGUGCCAAAAUGACGCACUGAAGUCCAAUCUCUUAAUCCGCAUGUUUCCACUACCCUCGUUCCUGCAAACCGCUGCCAGUCACACGCCUUCAAGAACUGAACGUUAUUUUGUCAUCAUGUGACAAUGAUGGCACUUUGCUUUCAUCAGUUUUGCAUUUUAGCCAGAUUCUCUCCAUGCCAGAGGUUCGAAUUGAUGAAAACCAAAUGUAGAAAUGUUCAAUAUACCAAGUUACUGAAACAGGAGACUGAACUGGAAAGUGGGCGUGAAUCGCUUGACACGUAAUAACCUUAAUGACAUCAGCGCCUUGGAAAAGCCCAGUGCCGGCCUCCACCUCGUCUUAGAGAAAACCCAGUUAAAGACACAGAGUGGACAUGGAAUGCUAGCGUUUGUCAAGCACUGGGCUAUGCAUGCAGGACAAACCUGAUAUACAAACAUCGCAGGGUGUUGAGCGCCAACAUGACAUGUUUUAAGUUCUCUUCUUUUUCGUAAAUACAUUUUUAAUUGUCUUUGAUGACUGUGACGGCUCUGGAUAAAUGUGAGGAGCCUGCAAAUCCAUCUAUCCUGCCUGACUAUUUUUCUUUUAAGCGUUUUGUGUCUUUGGGUGGCAGCUCUGUUGAAUGAUUAUGUAUGCAGUGCCAAUAACCCCCAUGUGUAGCAAGCCGGACCUCAGUAGCAUCCAGUCUACAGUGUAAAGGAGUGAAAUAAAAAUGGCGAAGCUCAUCUGAAAUUCAGAAACUUAUCCACCUGGUACGAAAUAGCCUCGUGUUUGGGUGUAUACGUGCAGGCUUUGCUUCUCCCCCUCCUACAUCGGGGUGUGUGUCUUUGUGUCCUUGCUAAAACGUGAGAGGCCUGCCAGCACUGGUACAGAGCAGGGUCUGUGCUCACGGACCGUGGGAAGGACUUUGUGCCGGGAUCUAAGGAGAGGAACCUCCGGAAGAGGACAAAUCUGUCGCUUAAGCUGACUGUUUUUUUUUUUUCUUCCAGCCCCAAGUGAGACAUGAGUUACAUUUAUAACCUUGGGGUGUGAUGGAUGCUAUGUCGCAGCUGUUUGUCAUCUGUCUGGAUUAUUAUGUACCAGUGUCGUGGAGUCACAUAUGUUCCCUGUAAUUUAACAAGCACAAAGAUAACCACGAGAACUGUCGAGGCACAGAAAAUCUAUCUGUCUGUGAGUUCCAGCGUCCGUGUUCCCGCUCAUCUCCCACAGAUGCCUUUAUAUCCCGAAAUGAAGAUUUUACUGUAUCUGUCUCCGAGAAAGUACCGAAUUGACUGGACGUACGGUUAUAAGUGGAGUCUGAGAUUUGAGGUUGUGCAGCACGGUGUUUACAUUGACAUACGCAGAUAAUAAAACGCUUUUGUGCACAUUAAGGUCCAUGAAAACGUGCACGAUGUUUCGCCCUGACCGUGCGCUUCGGGGGCCUCACACUGGAAAUGGAAGCUGCCUUGUGAAUGAUGGAGCUCGCAGAGAGGCGUCCGAGUGAACCCUCCACGUCGACGUGAAUGCCGCCCCCCAUGAGCUUUCCCUCACAGCCUCACGCCUCGAUGCUGCUUAAUUACCUCCAACAUAACGGCCUUUUCUGGCUUCUAACUUUUUGCUUUCUUUGCUACCGUAAAGAGUGAGACUUUUUCUUGUCUCUAGUCAGAUUUCAGCAGUUGGUGACCUGGGCAGCUGGGUCAGGGCUCUUGCGUACCAACCUUGCACAUCGGUACCUGUUUUACGCCACAUUCAAUAACGCGCACGCCACUCGUUUUAUUCUUAAGACUCAUGAGUAUGUGGAAAUACGACUUAAUGACGCAGGAAUAUCAGUCAGUGUUUGAAAAGCUUGUGACCACCUUCCUGGUUCGCGUUUUACCGUGUUUUACCUAUCUUGCGCAGUCAUAUUUAGCAUAUCUCUAAAUGUUAUACUCAUGCUUGUGGAUUUGACUCUGUCUUGUAUCUGAUAGACCAGCCGUAUGUUCUGAGUAAUGCAGUUCAUGUUACUGAAGGAGGUACUGACCCAGCUAAUCACAGUGGUUACUCGUAAGAAAGAAUGAAACUGAAGACGGCUAUGAGCAGACAGCAGUAUUGUGUGUGAGACAAUGGUACAUUGAGUCCUGUGAGCUAUAGUUAUGGUUUGUACACGAUGGUCUUUACACAAUGGUGGUCUGUAUAUGGGUGUUCCUCAAUACCAAGGAUGCAAAGAUCAUACUUGUGGUCUUGGCUAGACCGGUCUUGCUAAGUUGCCUUCCAAGAAUGAACUUGGGAUGCAAGGAAUCAUGGAAUUGGUCUCGUUUGGUGACAAUGCAACCACUGUAUCAUUGAUAUUUGGGGUGGAGCAACAACGACAUCCGGGGAUUUUUACCGUCCUCUGUACUUCUGUUGUUGAGCAUUGAAACUGGUCUUUAGCAAUGGUAGGUGAUGUAAAACGGGUUCCCAAGAACAGAAGUAUGGUCAAAUACGCAUAUUGAGAAACACCCCAUUAUGGGCUGUUCAUGAUGGUCUGUACACAAUGAUUUGUGCAUGAUGGUUUGUAGACGACCUACACACAAUGGUCUUUAUGUGAUGGUCUAUACUCGAUGGUCUCUAUAUCAUAAUCUGUACGCGAUGGUCUAGAUGUGAUGACCUGUUAAGGAUUCUAAGUCUACUUUUUGAUGCCAUUUCACAAGAUUGUGUAGAAACAUAAGUAUCAUCAAGUACAUUGAGUAAUCAUCUAUUAAAUAGUAACUGCUGCCAACGCAGUAUAAUGUAUGAGGGCCAAAUUUCACCUUCAGCAAGGGAUCUUUGUCAUAACAUACAGGGGUAAAUAAUCCCGUGCAAAUAGAGAAAUGCUUUGCUGAGUUUACAAUCAUACAUACACACACACUUAUAUCCUGUAAAACUAUCAUCAUGUAAACAGGGAGGUUAUCCCUACAACCACUCCUGCUCUGGAGUUAAGUACGUCAGAAUGGGCCGUUCAUCUUCAUAUGGGAACGAUGGCUUCAGGGAGUACAGUUUGAUGGCAGCUAUGUCAGGGAAAGAAAGAUGAGGACGAUGCAGAACGUGAGCUGCCUCCACAAAGAAAGGUGGAUCCUGACGUCUGCGGCGUUGUUAUGAGAAGCUUCUAGAAUCUGUGCAUCCGUCGUCGGCUGUCAGGCGGGACUCACGUGAAGGGUAUACGGCUGAUUUGAGGCAAUCGGCACGUGGUUCGAGAAGGAUGGCUGCAUAGUCCGGAACAGGCAUGUUGAGUAGCGGUAGAGGGGCAUUAGAGACUGUCCAUGCACACGUGUGAUGUCACGAUGAUCCGGACUGGACCUACCGACGCUACGUGUAAAUAAAGGGAUUUAGCGUUCUGUAAUAUAAGUUCCACUCUAAGAGCCCCUAGUGACUCUUGUAUUACAUGGGUGAUAUUGUAUUUGUAAGUCAGAGGGUACGUUAAGGUUGUGUUUUCCUGUGGUUUGUGCUGAACAGGGGUAAAAGUUUUUAUCACCAUUUGGUGUCUUUCAGCAACUCUUGACAGUAUAAAGAUCUGCAUUUUAUAAAUAGUGUCAACUAAAUCGAUGGUAAUGAGUUUCUUUGUUUUUGUUAUGAUUUUUACUUAAGAUGUGUACAGUUGAAGGUGCGUUUGUCCACAAUAAAAAGACGUUACACUGCA
Brienomyrus brachyistius is the source of this 6932-nucleotide messenger RNA. It is a transcript of the gene nectin1b, whose product is annotated as nectin cell adhesion molecule 1b. The record is from RefSeq and is a predicted model, not a curated record. Gene Ontology annotation, biological process: homophilic cell-cell adhesion; heterophilic cell-cell adhesion; protein localization to cell junction. The coding region runs from base 1044 to 2540 and encodes 498 amino acids. Gene Ontology annotation, cellular component: adherens junction. The transcript is spliced from 6 exons. NCBI's taxonomy places the organism in Eukaryota, Metazoa, Chordata, Actinopteri, Osteoglossiformes, Mormyridae.